This is a messenger RNA of Eriocheir sinensis (Chinese mitten crab), 1221 nucleotides long. RefSeq lists its product as uncharacterized. The record is from RefSeq and is a predicted model, not a curated record. The coding region runs from base 125 to 994 and encodes 289 amino acids. The transcript has 3 exons. NCBI's taxonomy places the organism in Eukaryota, Metazoa, Arthropoda, Malacostraca, Decapoda, Varunidae.
AAGGUUCAAAGCCGUAACGCCCUCGAAAAUCAGCAAAAGCCAAGAAAUCCUUAAAUUAAACUCGUGGGCGUCGGGACGGGAGUCUCCACCGGACCUUCUUGUGAUUGGAUAUUCCACGUGGUUGAUGCUACGGUUUGAAGACACCAAGGCAGACACUUUGACCCUCUUGGACGACCUACAGCAGAUGCAUAGGGCGGUGAUGCCCCUCUUACGGAAGAUAAGCCAACGGACCCGAGUGUUGGUGCUGUGCCAGAGUCGCUUUCGGCCCUAUUCAGAAUUCUCCUUUCUGCAUCAAAUUGCGAUCACUGCACCAAACUUUGACUGGAGUGAGGCAGCUGCCCGGUUGUUCUUAGAUCAGAGAGUCCAGCCCAGCACUUCCUUCAUGACCACCCUUCAAAGACAAGCCCUACACGGUCCUCCACAUCCCACGUCCUUCUCUUCUGGGCCUCAGCUACAAGCUUUCCACGAUCCACAACACCCUUCGUCCUUCCUUUCUGGUCAUCAAAGACACCUUCACAAUCCUCGACACCCCUCGUCAUUUCCUUCUGGGCCUCAAAGACACAUCCACGAUUCUCUACACUCCACGCCCUUCUCUUCUGGCCAUCAAAGACACAUCUACGAUAUUACUACUACGAUGCACCCCACCCCCUUCAAUUCUGAGCCUCAAACACAAGCUUUCCACGACUCUCUACGCUCCACGCCCUUCUCUUCGGGCCAUCAGAGAAACAUUCACGAUCCCUUCCACCCCACGUCCUCCUCUUCUGAGCCUUGGUGGUGGGACUCCGGUCUUCCACUCAACCUCGCCGGCCACCAAGAAUGCGAGGAACUGCACCGCCUCGGCCUCACCGCUCACCCAGCCUUCAGGGGCCCUACGCUUGCCUGCCACGACCCUCACCACGCGGGCACGGUGACCAACAAUGACCUGGUGACGAUGGUGCUGAACUUGCUGUGUAAUUCGGUGUUAAAACUAGACCAGAGUUACUGUUGUUCCUGAUGUUACGAUGUUACGGUAAUAUACUGCCGAAGAAAAAUCUGUAGAAAUACGUACGUUAUUGGGAAGGUAGGAAAGUUUUGAUGUGGCAGAGUACGUUAUCAGGUUAUCCAUUUUCUCUCGUUAACUUAGAUAUCAUAAAUACUAAAUAAAGUUCGUGAUGUCUUAGCCCCAAAAAUUAUAAUCAGAAUCACGUUACAUAUAGCCUAAUAUUCUUCACUCCUUAACAA